Messenger RNA from Chaetomium strumarium, 648 nucleotides. Its product is annotated as Longin-like domain-containing protein. Gene Ontology annotation, biological process: retrograde vesicle-mediated transport, Golgi to endoplasmic reticulum; endoplasmic reticulum to Golgi vesicle-mediated transport; vesicle fusion with Golgi apparatus. Bases 1 to 648 code for a protein of 215 amino acids. Gene Ontology annotation, cellular component: ER to Golgi transport vesicle membrane; endoplasmic reticulum membrane; endoplasmic reticulum-Golgi intermediate compartment. The record is from RefSeq and is a predicted model, not a curated record. NCBI's taxonomy places the organism in Eukaryota, Fungi, Ascomycota, Sordariomycetes, Sordariales, Chaetomiaceae. Gene Ontology annotation, molecular function: SNAP receptor activity. The transcript is spliced from 2 exons.
AUGAUCCGCUCAACACAGAUUGCGAGGCUAGACGGCCUCAUGCUGUGCGCCUCAGUAGACGACUCUGAGACGGAGCUCGCCCUCUCCGAAGUAAAGGGCCAAGUGAAACUGGUCCUGCGGCGGCUCAGCAGGACGUCGGAGCCGCAAGCGUCUAUCGAGAGCGGCGCGUACACACUGCACUACCUGAUCGCAUCCGACAUCGUCUACAUGGCCAUCACGGACCGCGCCUACCCGCGCAAGCUCGCCUUUACGUAUCUAUCCGACCUGGCCACCGAGUUCUCGACGACCUACCCGGCGCAGCAGCUCCUCAGCCCUGUGCUGCGGCCGUACGCCUUCAUGGAAUUCGACACCUUCAUCAGCCGGACCAAGGCGACGUACAGCGACGCGCGGGCAACGCAGAAUCUGGAUAAGCUAAACGACGAGCUGCGGGAUGUGACCAAGGUCAUGACCAAGAAUAUUGAGGAUCUGCUGUAUCGCGGGGAUAGCCUGGAGCGGAUGGGGGAGCUGAGCAGCAGGCUGAGGGACGAUAGCAAGAAGUAUCGGAAGGCGGCGGUCAAGAUCAACUGGGAUUUGCUGAUGAAGCAAUACGGGCCAUUUGGUGCUCUGGGAUUGAUCAUACUGGUGUUUCUGUGGUGGAGGUUCUUUUGA